This is a messenger RNA of Geosmithia morbida, 2067 nucleotides long. Its product is annotated as symplekin. Gene Ontology annotation, cellular component: mRNA cleavage and polyadenylation specificity factor complex. The record is from RefSeq and is a predicted model, not a curated record. The coding region runs from base 1 to 2067 and encodes 688 amino acids. The transcript has 4 exons. NCBI's taxonomy places the organism in Eukaryota, Fungi, Ascomycota, Sordariomycetes, Hypocreales, Bionectriaceae.
AUGGCUAAUAGUGCCGCCGCUGCUCCAACGUUGUCGGUGCCGGAGCAGAUCCGCCAGCUCAAUGACGCACGCAAGCUGGUCCUAGGCGACAUACAGUACUACCCCAGCGUCGUCAGGGGCAUCGUCCCCAUCAUCAAGCCGACUGCCUCGACAGAGCUGAGGAGAUGGGGCGCCAACUUUCUGGCCGAAGCGUUUGCGACGCCUCUGUUGCCGAAUGGCGAGAAGGAGACGAUGCAGCCCUACGUGCUCGAGCUGCUCGAGUCCAUGAUCAACAAUGAACACGAGGAUCCCCAGGUGCUCAGGAGUGUCAUCCAAACUGCAGCUAGCAUUUAUCCGCUCGCUCUGAGAUGGACGAUUAACAAUGCCUACGAUACCAUCACUUGGGAGCGCGUCAAAGCUAUCAAGCAGCGCAUAUUUCACAUAUGGGACACGACCGUGCCGUCAGUCAGGAUAUGCUGCAUCAAUGAUGCUCUCAUUGUGGAUGCGACACUCAACUGCCUGUCUAUCCUGGCGCGUACUCGACCGGCCACUUCGUCACGCAUCCUCAACGCCCUCAUCAACUUCGAUCCCCUUAGGCUGGUGGCCACCUCGCCGCUGACUCCCAAGGCCAAGAUCACUAUCCGGUCCAUGGAGAAGACGGCAAGGAUACUACUGAUGCACCUCGGCAAGCGGGACCACCAGAACCCCCUGGUGCCAAGGAUACAGCAGUACAUUGAGCGCACCAUGCGCGCGGUGGCCGAGGCCCUAGACGGGAGCGGCAAAAAGAGGUCCCUGGAAGGAGGCCAGCAACAGGAGGCGUACGACGCCAAGCGCCAGCGCAUCGACCCGGCCCAGAUUCAGAUCCUCCCCCUGGGACCCGGCCCGCACUCCUUAGCCGACGUUUUCUCCCUAGCCGAUGCCGGCGCCCUCAAGUCGUUCGACCUCUCCCAGGUUCCCGGACCGUUAGUUGCUAAGCUGGCAGUAAACACGUUGGCCAGGAUCGACACGCAGCUUCUUUCGCGAGCCAUUGAGGCUGUACGCGACCGCCUGGAAACGUUGAGAAACGCGCCCAUUCCCGAGCUGGACCCUAACACGGCGCCACUGGGCGUCGACGAAGAUGACGAUGACUACGAGCCCGACUUCUUCCUGGCUGAGGACACGGAACAAAUCCUCAACAAGCUCGACAAUGACGCCACAGCACAGCCGCCGCCACCGGGACCCACUGAGGGAGCAAUACCUUCAGCGCUCGAUGACGCCCUAGGUCUGCGAGCCUUCAGUCUGCCCGCACCCCAGCCGCUAACACCCGAGCUGGCGCUCAGUGCGGGAAACGGUGUAGUCGCGAGGGUUCUGGGGAUGUCCAAAACAGCCGAGGAGUCAAGGAAGGAGAAAGCUGGCUUCACGCGUCUGGCUGCCAGCUCAGGAUCGCGAGAGUCGUGGAUGACUAUCCUGACGCGGCUGGCCACUCGGUCGACGACGGGGCUCGAAGGGGAAAAAGGCACCCACAAAGAGGGCGAUAACGAAGAGGAGGAUGAGCAGAAGAGCUCGUCUACCAUCAACACGCCCACGACCCUCUCCGACUCGAUCCGAAACGUGCUCUAUAAUUACGUCAUGGAAGACUUCCGUAAACACUUUGACGUGGCCGUCUCGUGGCUCUGCGAGGAGUGGUACAACGAUAAGAUGCAGGGCGAAGCGGGCGGAGACGGCUCGCGCCACUAUGAGCAGUGGACGCUCCGUCUCCUCGACGGAUUCCUCCCCUACCUUCACCCGCAAGAUAAGGUGUUGACGCGAUUCCUCAGCGAGAUCCCCGAGCUCAACCGGGCGAUACUCUCGCGCGUGAAAACUAUGUGCAAGGACCCCAGUGUCGUACAGCUGGCUCUGACUAGUCUUCUGUAUCUGGUGAUCAUGAGACCGCCUAUCAAGGAGGCGACGCUGGAUACGGUGCAAGAUAUUUGGAACGAAUACGAAGAGGCACGCCCGAUCGCAGCCAAGUAUCUUGCCAAAUACCGACCGGGAUUCUUGGAGGCAGCAAUGACAGACGGGACAGGAGAUGAUGGCACACCGGCUACGUCAACGGCUAUAGCGACGUGA